CCAAGCCGGAAGUUGGUCAGGCUGCCUCUGCUGAUCAAGGUGUUCUCACUCCUCACUUGGAGAUGGCGGCUCCCCAGUUCACCCUCCAUGUCCUCUUGGUUGCCUUGCUCACUUGCCCUGUGACUACCUAUCCCAAUGGAAGAGUACCAAUGGCCUGUAGUGGGAUGAUCCCCCAGCAUAACCACAGCCCACAGUCUGAGCCUGUUCACCAGAUCACAGUGAGUCAGACGACGUUCAAACCUGGAGACCGGAUCAAAGUUACUUUAUCAGGACCACCAUUUAGAGGCUUUCUUUUAGAAGCUCGGGAUGCUGAGGAUUUGAGUGGCUCUCCUAUUGGCUCCUUCACUCUGAUUGACAGCGAAGAGUCACAGCUUCUUACCUGUGAUGAUGUACAGGGAUUAGCUGUAAGUCAUACAAGUUCCUCCAAGAAGACAGAAAUUAAAGUCUACUGGAAUGCUCCACGCAGUUCCCCAUAUCACAUACGAUUUCUAGCCACAGUUGUUGAGAAAUAUAAAAUCUACUGGGUGAAGAUUCCAAGUCCCGUAAUUUCCCAACCAAAUGCUCCUCCCUUUACAACACCUACAGCUACAACAGAACCUUUGACAACAACACUUCCUGUCUCACACUUAACCAAACCAUUCAGUGCCUCCGAGUGUGGGAACAAGAAGUUCUGUGUCAGGAGUCCUUUGAACUGUAACCCAGAGAAUGAGCCUGCAUGUGUCUUCCUGUCCUUCACCAGAGAUAACCAGUCGGUGAUGGUUGAAAUGAGUGGACCCAGUGAUGGCUACGUGUCGUUUGCAUUUUCUCAUGAUCAGUGGAUGGGUGAUGAUGAUGCUUACUUGUGCAUCCAUGAGGACCAGACAGUGUAUAUACAGCCUUCCCACUUGACAGGGAGAAGUUAUCCUGUGAUGGACUCCAGGGGAACUCUCGAGGAUAUGGCCUGGAGGCUGGCAGACGGAGUCAUACAAUGCUCAUUCAGAAGAAACAUCACCCUUCCUGAGGUUAAGAACAGAUUUGUGCUGAAUGAAAGCUACUACAUAUUCUUUGCGGAAGGCGCAGCUCACGAUGGUCGAAUUUUCAGGCACUCUCAGCAACCUUUGAUAACAUAUGAAAAAUAUGACGUGACAGGCCCUCCAAAGAACGUAGGGGGAUCCCGCUCUUCACCCCUUUUAAAGGCUCACGGUGCCUUAAUGUUUGUGGCAUGGAUGACCACAGUCAGCAUAGGAGUCCUGGUUGCCAGGUUCUUCAGAUCUGUUUGGUCAAAAGCUUUCAUCCUUGGAGAAGCAGCUUGGUUUCAGGUGCAUCGGACGCUCAUGGUUGCUACCUCUGUGCUCACCUGCAUUGCUUUUGUUUUGCCUUUUGUGUACCGAGGAGGCUGGAGUCGGAUUGCUGUUAUGCUCAGAGGUGGAUAA
Molecule: messenger RNA, 1412 nt
Organism: Grammomys surdaster
Lineage: Eukaryota; Metazoa; Chordata; Mammalia; Rodentia; Muridae
Gene: Frrs1
Product: ferric chelate reductase 1
Exons: 12
Coding region: 63-1412 (449 amino acids)
Molecular function (GO): oxidoreductase activity, acting on metal ions
Source: RefSeq, a predicted model, not a curated record